Molecule: messenger RNA, 2346 nt
Organism: Capsella rubella
Lineage: Eukaryota; Viridiplantae; Streptophyta; Magnoliopsida; Brassicales; Brassicaceae
Exons: 4
Coding region: 1-2346 (781 amino acids)
Source: RefSeq, a predicted model, not a curated record
AUGGAAGACCCUCUGGAUCACCUUGAUGAGUUUGAUCGUCUCUGCAGUCUCAAGUUCAAUGGGGUCAGUGAUGACGGUUUCAAGCUACGUCUCUUUCCAUUCUCUUUGGGUGACAAAGCUCAUCAAUGGGAGAAAACUCUUCUUCCAGGAUCUAUCACUUCCUGGGAUCAAUGCAAGCAGUCAUUUCUUGCCAAGUUUUUCUCCAACUCUAGAACUGCACGUCUGCGCAAUGAGAUCUCUGGUUAUCAGUCUCAGUGCCCCCACCAUGGUUUCACCAAGGAGUCUCUCCUUAGUACUCUUUACUGGGGUGUUCUCCCAAAGAUCCGGAUGUUGCUUGACACUGCCAGCAAUGGAAACUUUCUGAACAAGGACAUCGACGAAGGUUGGGAGCUUGUUGAGAACCUAUCCAAAUGUGAUGGAAACUACAAUGAAGAUUAUGAUAGAACCAUCAGAACCAGCACAAAUCUUGAUGAGAAGUACAAGAAGGAGAUGAAAGCUGUGAAUGAUAAGUUGGACAAGCUAUUGAUGAGCCAGCAGAGGAACAUCCAUUUCGUCUCUGAAGACGACCCUUUCCAGAUUCAGAAUGGGGAGGGAGAACAAUCUGAGGAGAUAAGUUAUGUCCAGAACCUAGGUGGAUACAAUAAGGGAUACAAUCCUUAUAAGCAGAAUCCCAAUAUGUCCUAUCGAAGCACCAAUGUUGCAAACCCCCAGGAUCAGAUUUAUCCACCUCCACAACAGCAGCAGCAAGGGCAGAACAAACCAUUUGUACCCUACAACCAAGGUUAUGUUCCCAAACAACAAUUUCAGCAAGGUUACCAACCUCCAGCAGGACCACCACCAGGAUUCCAACCUCAACACGCUCCGCCUCCUCAGGCGCCAGACCAUGACAUGAAAAACAUGCUUCAGCAACUCCUACAGGGACAAGCAAGUGGCUCCAUGGACAAUGCUAAAAAGUUUGCUAAGCUGACUCAGAGAUUGGACUGCUCAUACAAUGAUCUGAACAUGAAGAUUGAGACUCUGAAUUCCAAGAUCAAGUAUAUGGAGGGCAAAACUGUUUCUACUUCUGCCCCAAAGCCUGGCCAACUCCCAGGAAAAGUUGUUCAGAAUCCUAAGGAGUUUGCUCAUGCCAUCACGCUGAGGAGCGGUAAAAACUUGCCUCCCAGACAAGGACCUGUUGUAGUCAAUGAGGACAGUGAAGACUUGGAAGGGGAGGAUGUAUGUCAGAAUGAAGAUCUGGUUGUUCCUUUGGAAGAAUCAGAAGUCGUACCUGAAGAAGCUCCUCAACCUGCUGAGAAACAUGCUGAAACACCUGCAGCAUCCAAGGAUAAGCCUGCGAGAUACGUUCCCCCACCAAACAAACCACCUCUACCAUUCCCAAGACGAUUCAAAAAGCAGCAAGCUGAGAAGUAUAAGGCUUUAUUUGAAAAGCAAGUGAGAGAGAUUGAGUUGAGAAUGCCAUUGCUGGAUGCAUUCGCACUUGUCCCUCUUUAUCAGAAGUUCCUCAAAGAUUUGGUUAUGGAGAGAACAAAAGAAGUCCAGGGCAUGGUGAUAUUGAGUCAUGAAUGCAGUGCCAUUAUCCAGAAGAAGAUCACUCCCUUGAAGCUUAAGGAUCCUGGAUCCUUCACUCUACCCUGCUCACUAGGCCCCCUAUCUUUCAGCAGAUGCCUCUGUGAUCUUGGAGCUUCUGUGAGUCUGAUGCCAUUGUCUGUGGCUAAGCGUUUAGGAUUCACAAGAUACAAGGCAUGCAACAUAUCUCUCAUUCUAGCUGACAGAUCAGUAAGACUCCCACAUGGACUCUUGGAAGACCUGCCAAUAAGAAUUGGUGUUGUUGAAGUUCCCACAGAUUUUGUUGUCUUGGAAAUGGAUGAAGAGCCUAAAGAUCCCCUGAUUCUUGGAAGACCAUUCCUAGCCACUUCUGGAGCUAUCAUUGAUGUUAAGAAGGAAGAACUUGCUGAGGAGGAUCAUCUCAAGACAUCCUUGACAAAGAGCGGAUCAGAUGGAUUUUUUCAUGCUGAGAUAAAGGUCUACGAAACAUUGCUGGAUACCUACAAGGCAAUCGAUGAUUCAGAACGUUUUGAAGAAUUGGAUCAGUCUGUCAAGGAGGUAUGCACACUAGAGGAUAAAGUCAGUGGCAGCCCGAUCACUCACCCUACUGUUGACCCUGUCAAUGCGACUGAUGAUGGCUGGUCAGAGUUAAAAGCUCCCAAGGUUGAGCUCAAAAUUCUACCCUCAGGAAUGAGGUUGAGUAAUGAGGAAUUAGAGUUGCUAGUCACUGAGCUUAGAAAAUAUAGAAGGGCCAUAGGUUAUUCCUUAGAUGAUAUCAAGGGGAUCUCACCUAGAGUAUGA